This is a messenger RNA of Emericellopsis atlantica, 2167 nucleotides long. RefSeq lists its product as uncharacterized. Bases 43 to 2079 code for a protein of 678 amino acids. The record is from RefSeq and is a predicted model, not a curated record. Lineage: Eukaryota; Fungi; Ascomycota; Sordariomycetes; Hypocreales; Bionectriaceae. The transcript has a single exon.
CUGUUCUUGACUUUUUCAAAAGGUGCUUCAACGACAAAGACAAUGCGGCCGACCUUGGACCCUCGCGACCGCUCAGUGGCGGCGGCCCCUUCUCACGACAACUGGACGACCGAGCAGCACAUGGACUAUGGCGGCCCAGGAACAGCACUACAGGACGACGAGACCAGAUCCUUUGCUGUUGGGGAGCCUUUGCACCAACCGCCGCGCUCCUGGGCCUCCCAUCUCCGAGCCUGGGCGCCCGAGAUUGGGUGUAUUCUGCUAGCCGUUGGUCUGUUUGUUGCCCUCACCGUCGUCCUCGACAGGUGUAACGAUAAAAGACUUCCGCAGUGGCCACUCGGCCUAACUCUCAACACUGCCGUGGCCCUCCUCGCCACACUAUGCCGCUCUAUCAUUAUGCUACCCGUCGCGGACGCUAUCUCGCAGUUUAAGUGGAACUGGUUCGCCUCGGGCCACCACCCUAUUAAAGACCUCUAUAUCUUUGAUCAGGCUAGCCGCGGGCCAUGGGGCUCGCUCCGACUACUUGGUCGUAUGCGCGGCCGGCUCACGCCCCUAAGCCACGCGGCGGCUCUAGUGCUCGUCUCAGGCGUCGCGACGUCAUUCCUCACCCAGUCGGCCGUGUCAUACGAGGAGCGUCUAGUUACCAGCGCCAAGAGCGGUAACGCGACUAUCAGCAGAGCGAGCAUGUUCCCCUCGACCGUCGACGAUAAUAGUACCUCCGGUGACCUCGAGGGGCUGAAGCGGGCAGCGCUACAGGCUACCUUUCUAAACGUUAACGACCACUGGCCUAUCCCCGAGCCUAUCUGCCCUAGCGGGAACUGCGACUAUCCCGUAUACCGCUCACUAGGGCUCUGCGUGAGCAUGCAGAACGUGACGUCUGCGUUGACGUACGACGAAUUCGAGAAACAAUCCGGAUUUACGAUGGUCAGGGCCUCGCUCUUAAACGACACUGUCUUUAUGGAAGACGAGUUGACCUCUAAUACUAUGGCGCUCAACGCAACGUCCCUACAACCUAGGAUAAGAUUGGCCGACUACGACCGGCCCGUUACGUCGCAAAUGGACUUUGAAGAGGCCCAAGAAGCAAUGGACAAGGCGAUGGAGAAGUAUGUUUGGCCGCCGGAAUGGACCUCCGUCGCAGACUGGGAAGAGAACCCCGACGUCCUAGACGCCACCAUUGCACAAUUCUUCUUUAUCUGGUCCACCGCAAAGGGUCUUGACAAGGAUAUGCACACCCGGUACCGCGCGGCGGAGGUGCUCUGGCACUUUUGCGUGCACGAGUAUAACACCACAGCCCGUGACGGCGUCGCGGCGACAGAGAGCCUCGGGUCGGUGGUAAAGGUAGACGAGGUGGUCAAGCAGCGGGGGGACCCGUGCUACUUUAUGCUCACCGACGCCGGUGGCCAGGACAGAUUUCGUAUCACCGAUUCCUACACCUAUAGCGAGCUCGACCGUAUGUUUCGGCGGGCAUUUUCCGGCGCGUGGUCGUUUCUGGACUUCGAUAUGGAUUACAGCGAGAUUUCCGCGCAGAUAGCAGAGAGCCUGUUCCUCAACGAGUAUGAGUACGGAACAGAUGGCUGGUCCCGCCAGACCCUUGAGGAGUGGGACGUCAUCAUGUGGGACAACCUGGGCAAGAUAACGGCCACGGUCGCGCAGGGCUUCACAGCACACAUGCGGAAGAUGGCUAAGGUAGACAGCGAUAUCGAGGGAGACGUGCUCCAGACAGAGACAUUUGUCGUCGUCAGGUGGCCGUGGCUAUCGGCGCUAGCCGCUCAGAUUGGUCUAUCCAUUGUCUUUGUCGUCAGCGUGGCCGUGCACACGGCGAGGCUGGGCGUAGCCGUUGUCAGGAGCAACAACCUCGCGGAGCUAUUCGCCCAGGACAACAGCAGAAGCAGCAGAGAAGAGCAGGAUGACGGCGUGCCCGGCGGGGGGACGGCGUUUUCGACGGGCAUCAAGACUCAGGUCGAUGAGGCAGUCCGGGGGCGACUGGUCAGAGACAAUGAGGCGUGGAUCCUGCAGAUGCAGAAGGAUGGGACUUCCGAGGCGAAGCCGCCGGGUGAUUCCAUUUCGGGCAGCUCGUCGUGACGACAGAUCAAGAGAGUCUAGCGAACAAUCGUGGCAGAACGCUGUGUACUGUUCUCAUAGAAAGCACAACAUGUAUCAAAAUCAUCAG